AUGGCAACCAAAGACGAGAUCUCUGACAUGGAGGCCGGCGUUCACCCCGGCUCCUCUCCCCGAGCCACUCAACAAGCUUCCGGCUGCUGGUCUUCACCGGAGGUCGUUCUAAUCAUUCAAAAAAUAAUUGCGGAGGCGGUGGGGACUUUCUUCUUGGUAUUUGCAGGGUGCGGGUCAGUAGCAGUGGACAAGAUUUAUGGGUCGGUAACGUUUCCAGGGAUUUGUGUGGUUUGGGGUUUGAUAAUAAUGGUGAUGGUCUACUCAGUUGGCCAUAUCUCUGGCGCCCAUUUGAAUCCUGCUGUGACCAUCACCUUUGCCAUCUUCAGACAUUUCCCUUACAAACAGGUGCCAAUGUACAUUAUUGGGCAAAUGUUAGGAUCCAUAUUUGCGAGUGGCAUGCUGUGCCUUAUGUUUGAUGUAAAUGAUGAGGCCUAUUUUGGCACAGUGCCUGUGGGAUCCUAUGGCCAGUCCUUUACCAUGGAAUUCAUCACCUCCUUUCUCUUGAUGUUUGUCAUCUCUGGGGUUGCCACUGAUAACAGAUCUAUUGGAGAAUUAGCUGGGAUUGCCAUCGGAAUGACUAUACUUCUCAACCUGUUCAUAGCUGGGCCAGUGUCAGGGGGAUCGAUGAACCCAGCAAGAAGCAUAGGGCCGGCCCUAAUAAUGAAGAAAUACAAAGGGCUAUGGAUAUACAUAGUUGGGCCAAUCUCCGGCACCAUCGCCGGCGGAUUUGCUUAUAAUUUGAUCAGAUUCACCGACAAACCCAUCAAGGAGAUUGCAAUUGCAAAGGGUGCUUCCAUUCUUGGCACCUUCUCCAAAACCAACAGUCGCACUACUAUUACUGUUUAA
Messenger RNA from Diospyros lotus (date-plum), 846 nucleotides. RefSeq names its product probable aquaporin NIP-type. Gene Ontology annotation, cellular component: membrane. Gene Ontology annotation, biological process: transmembrane transport. Bases 1 to 846 code for a protein of 281 amino acids. The transcript is spliced from 5 exons. The record is from RefSeq and is a predicted model, not a curated record. Lineage: Eukaryota; Viridiplantae; Streptophyta; Magnoliopsida; Ericales; Ebenaceae. Gene Ontology annotation, molecular function: channel activity.